GUGUUGCGCUGGUAUGAGAGGAUCAGACACAGCAAUGCUGCUGGAAUUUUGAAUCCGUGUCAUUGCUGCACUGAGAAUAGACCACCAACCAAAAAAAUCCAGCCAACAGCGUCCUGUGACUACUGAUGCAAGACUAAGACUAGAGACCACCUCAACAGAUGAGACCGCAGCAACAGAUGAGCCACCUCAAUAAUACCUGCUCUGUGGUGGUCCUGUGGAAAUCGUUACCAUUGACCAACAGAGUAAAAGGCUGUCAAGCGCACUGUUAAUCAAGAUGAGUGCGGAUGGAGCUGGUAGGCCGGCAAAGGUGGGCUCACUGGUGGAGGUGAUUGGUAAAGGUCAACGGGGGACGGUGGCGUAUGUGGGGGCCACACUGUUUGCCUCGGGGAAAUGGGUGGGAGUCAUCCUGGACGAGCCGAAGGGCAAAAAUGAUGGCACAGUGCAGGGCAAGACAUACUUCACCUGCAAAGAGAAUCAUGGGAUAUUUGUACGGCAGUCUCAGAUUCAGCUGAUUGAAGAAAGUGGAAGUGCCGCUACAUCCCCAGACACACCUGAGUCAGGUGCUUCCAGACUGCCUCGGAAAGAAAUUGCAGAAACACCAGGGAAAGGAGUAAAGCAGACUCCAACGUCGAAGAAGUCCACUGUGCGCCGUAGUACCAAGUGGAGUAAUCUUGGUCGGCUCUCUUACUCUUCCUCCUUCCCCUCCCUCGUUAUGACUGGUCGUCCCUCGGCCAUUGGCUCUAUACCUGAUCUGACAGAGAAUGAACCUUCCACGCCUUCCCAGACUGCACUGGGAGCUCCCAUGAUGCCUCAGCCUGGUGGAACCCCUGGAGGCCCCACCCUCACCACCUCCAGCAAGGCUGAGCCUGGCAUGUCCAGACAGGAAGAGGAGGCUCUGAGGGCACAGGUGAAAGAUUUAGAAGAGAAGCUGGAGACUCUGAAGAUGAAGCGAGCAGAAGACAAGGCCAAGCUAAAGGAGCUGGAAAAACACAAGAUCCAACUGGAGCAACUGCAGGAGUGGAAGAGCAAGAUGCAGGAGCAGCAGAAUGAGCUGCAGAAACAGCUUAAAGAGGCCAAGAAGGAAGCGCGCGAGGCUCUGGAGGCGAAGGACCGUUAUAUGGAGGAAAUGGCAGACACAUCGGACGCCAUUGAAAUGGCCACGCUGGAUAAGGAGAUGGCUGAGGAGAGGGCAGAAUCUCUGCAGCAGGAGGUCGAGAGUUUAAAGGAGAAAGUGGAAGAGUUAACCAUGGACCUUGAGAUACUCAAACACGAGAUAGAGGAAAAAGGCUCAGAUGGUGCAGCCUCCAGUUAUCAUGUUAAGCAGUUGGAGGAACAGAAUGGUCGGCUGAAAGAGGCACUAGUCAGGAUGCGUGACCUGUCUGCAUCAGAGAAACAGGAGCAUGUGAAACUGCAGAAACAGAUGGAGAAGAAAAACUCUGAGUUAGAGACUCUGAGAGGGCAGAAGGAAAAACUGCAGGAGGAGAUGAAACAGGCUGAAGCCACAAUAGAUGAACUCAAAGAGCAGGUGGAUGCUGCGCUGGGAGCAGAAGAGAUGGUGGAAACACUGACUGGGAGGAAUCUGGAUCUGGAAGAGAAAGUGAGAGAACUGAGAGAGACGGUCAGCGACUUGGAAGCCAUAAAUGAGAUGAAUGAUGAGCUGCAGGAGAACGCGAGGGAGACAGAGCUGGAGCUGAGGGAGCAGCUAGACCUGGCAGGAGCUCGCGUCCGAGAGGCUAACAAACGAGUAGAGGCAGCGCAGGAGACAGUGGCAGAUUAUCAACAGACCAUCAACAAAUACAGAGAGCUCACCGCACACCUACAGGAAGUGAACCGUGAGCUGACCAAUCAGCAGAGUGCUACAGCUGAGCAGCUCCAGCAGCCUCCCACCGAGCUCUUUGACUUCAAGAUCAAAUUUGCUGAGACCAAAGCUUACGCCAAGGCCAUAGAGAUGGAGCUGCGCAAGAUGGAGGUGGCUCAGGCGAACAGGCAGGUUUCUCUGCUCACCUCCUUCAUGCCGGAAUCGUUCUUGCGGCACGGAGGAGAUCAUGACUGCAUCCUGGUUCUGCUGCUCAUCCCCAGACUGAUCUGCAAGGCUGAGCUGAUCAGUAAGCAGGCCCAGGAGAAGUUUGAUCUGAACGGAAACGCUGUGGAGCGCACUGGCCUGCGGGGGCCAGCUGGAGAGCAGCUAAGCUUCGCCUCUGGGCUGGUCUACUCUCUCACCCUACUGCAGGCAACACUGCACAAAUACGAACAGGCUCUGAAUCAGUGCAGUGUGGAAGUGUAUAAGCGGAUGGGGACUCUGUACUCGGAGAUGUGUGUGCAUGAGCGUUGUCUGGACUACUUCAUUGAUCUCCUGCACAAAGACCAGCUUGAUGAAACUGUCCAAGUGGAGCCGCUCACCAAAGCCAUCAAAUACUAUCAGCAACUGUACAGCAUCCACUUGGCUGAGCAGACUGAAGACUGCACUGUGCAGCUGGCCGACCAUAUCAAGUUCACCCAGAGUGCUCUGGACUGCAUGGGAGCAGAGGUGGGUCGUCUGCGUGCCUUCCUGCAGGCAGGACAGGAAGGGGCAGGGCUUACUCUGCUGCUGAAGGAUCUGGACACUUCCUGCGGAGACAUACGGCAGUUCUGUAAGAAAAUCCGCCGGAGGAUGCCCGGCACUGAUGCACCAGGAAUACCUGCAGCCCUCUCUUACCUUCCUGAGGUAAGUGAGGUGCUGGUGGACUGCAGGAAGCAGAUGGCCCGUGUGGUUGCUGUUCUGCAGGAGAUGGCAGCAGCUGGAGCUCAGAUGAUAGCUCCACUAGCUGAACAGGAGGGUCUGUCUGCUCUCAAACUGGAAGAUGUGGCCUUUAAAGCAUUGGAACAGGUUUACGGUUCUCACGGUCUGAACCCUCACGAGUGUCUGCGUCAGUCAUGCAGCGCCGUCAUAGCAACCAUGAACAAGAUGGCCACUGCCAUGCAAGAGGGAGAGUACGAUGCAGAGAAACCUCAGCGUGUGUCUCCUCCUGUAGAAGCUCGUGCAGCUGCUCUGAGAGCUGAAAUCACUGAUGCUGAGGGACUGGGUCUGAAGCUGGAGGACAGAGAGACCGUCAUUAAGGAGCUUAAAAAGUCCCUCAAAAUUAAGGGAGAGGAGCUGAGUGAAGCGAACGUGCGUCUGAGUUUGCUGGAGAAGAAGUUGGACACGUCCACCAAAGACGCAGACGAACGAGUGGAGAAGAUCCAGACCAAACUGGAUGAGGUGUUAACUCUGCUGAAGAAGAAAGAGAAGGAGUUUGAAGAGACAAUGGAUGCUCUGCAGGCUGAUAUUGAUCAACUGGAGGCAGAAAAGGCGGAGCUUAAGCAGAGACUCAACAACCAAUCACGCAUGACCAUUGAGGGGCUCCGUGGACCACCAGCAUCCGGCAUCGCCUCUAUUGUCACAGGAACAGCCUCAGGUGGUAUCGUGUCUGGUAUGGGGGGUGUGUCCGGUGCUGUGCAGGUGGUGGAUUCUCCUCUCUUGAGGCAGCAGAUUGACGUUCAGAGACUUGCCAUCAAACACUUGAAGAAUGAAAACUACAGACUCAAAGCGGAAAAGAUGAAAGCGCAGCUGGCCUCUCUGCCUCCCCUCAGUGUCCCCAACAUGGCAGGGGGGAUGAAGGAAGGAGCUCUGACUGAAGGAACCUCAGGAACUCUGUACCGCAAAACUGACCUGCUGCUCAACAACCUGCUGAAGAUGAGCGCUGGAGUCAGAGUGGUGGACAUCUCUGGAAAAACCCCUGUAAGUGCGAGUGCUCAGCUUUUGGAGCAGACAGCCAGACUCCAGUCUCUCAGUGACGCUCUGGACAAACUGAAGAAUGAUGUUUCGGAGCACAUAGUAAAGGAGCAGGCAGGAGCUCGAGUCCGUUCAGAUUUUGCCACGUUCCCGUCUUCACCCUUUGUCAAGGCCGAGGAGGAGAAGAAGAGGUGUGGAACGGUUUUGGUGGGUAAAGUGAUGAUCCCAUGCACUCGCGGUAAAGAACAAGCGCACUCCCUCGUCCUCUCACAGCAUCAGUUUCAGCGUGUGAACCGCCUCCUCAUGACCUAAACACCUGCUUGUUGUUCGCCCUGGAUAAGGAACAGGCUGCUCCACCAAACAAUCACCCAUCCACAGUUACACUUCCUCUUCUCUGUCACUCAGGAACAGGCUAAUCCACUUCUUCCAUGCCAAAGACCAUCACUUCCAGAGAGCAGCUGCGUAUAUUUCUACAAUCAGCACUCAUAUCAUCAGAUAUUCAGAUUAAAAGCAAAAGCAGUCAGCGUGUAUACCUCAAAAUAUGACGAUUUGAUGGAAGUUGUGGCAAAAAAAUCACUAAUAUUUAUUACUUUGUACCUGUUUCUGAUGACUGGAUGUUGGUUCCAUGAAAAAAAAUGAGGAUUCAAGAUGAUUUACAGAUUCUUAUGCAAUUUUUAAAGCAACAUUUUUGCUAUUUUGGAAGCGGUUAUUCAGAACAUCACUCUUUUUGAUGUCUUUGCUAGACUUUUUCACAUGGAUUAACACAUUCAGAGAGAAUGAGGGGAACACUACAUGCGUAGUUCAGGGUAUUGAUGGUUACUUAUAGACUGAAAUAGAUGUUAACUGUAGCUUGCACUAACGUUCACUCUGUUCUCUUUAAGCUUGCACUUAGACGCAGCUGUUGAAGCACAAACAGGACCAAACCAAUACCAAUGUUCAGUAAAUUCAGUGAUUUUUGUCUUCUGUUUAAAAUGACAGGCAACCCUGCCUCCAAAUUAUCUGACACAUUAUGUUCUUAAAUUUGCCAGCAUGUUAAAAAUAAUAAGAAUAGUAAUAAUAAACCAAUUGUUAUUAUUAUAGUUUGUAAUGCAGCGCAUUCCAACCACUCAGUACACCCCAAGUUAAUAUAUAUGUGUAAUUUUUCCACAUGUUCAAGUUUAAAUGUAUAACAUUUCUCCUGUUAAAGAAUUCUGCCCUUUUACAGACACUUUGAUGCACAUUUUGUGUCCCUUUUUUAAUACAACGAUAUUCAGUUUUGGUACAUUUAAUAAUAUUUAAUUGGUUCUGCUUGUUGAACAGAUAUAGGAACAUGUAGUGUUGAUCCAUGUAAUACAAUAUUUAAUGGCUUUUGCAUUUACACUUCAAUAAAGAUGAAAAAAUUAUUUGAAAAUGGA
Molecule: messenger RNA, 5145 nt
Organism: Pygocentrus nattereri (red-bellied piranha)
Lineage: Eukaryota; Metazoa; Chordata; Actinopteri; Characiformes; Serrasalmidae
Gene: dctn1a
Product: dynactin 1a
Exons: 31
Coding region: 275-4063 (1262 amino acids)
Biological process (GO): nuclear migration; establishment of mitotic spindle orientation
Cellular component (GO): spindle pole; kinetochore; microtubule associated complex
Source: RefSeq, a predicted model, not a curated record